CUAUGAUCUUGGUAGAUGUGGUCACUUCCGGCACUGAGCCCCUUGACUUCCUCGCUCCAGUGCCAUUGCUUGCAGAGCAUCUGGCGUACCUCAUCUGGACCAGUGGCACUACUGGUGCUCCGAAAGGAGUGAUGGUGGAGCACACAGCUGCCUUCCACGCCAUGCGAGCUCUUCAGGAUGCCAUCCCGACCAGUGUCGACGAAUCCACCGGCCAAUACUGUCCUCCAAGGGUUCUCAACUUUUGUGCUUACAGCUUCGACGUCUUCGUUCAGGAUCUCUUCUAUACCUGGGGCCUCGGUGGCACUCUUAUCUCAUCCACGCGCGAGAUCAUGUUGGGCAACUUUGUCCAACUGGCUGUGGAGAUGCAGGCCACACAUGCUCAUUUGACGCCGAGUUUUUCGGCUUCAGUACGCCGCCAAGACCUCGGCGAGUCACUGCAAGUGGUCACCAUGAUUGGAGAGAAAUUGACGGAGUCGGUCGCGAACGACUGGAGUUGGCAUACCAAAGCCUUCAACACUUACGGCCCAGCAGAAAAUGCAGUCGUAUCCACACUUCGUCAAUUCGGCAAUUCCAGCGACGACAACGCGAAAGCUGCGAAUGUCGGCUGGUCACUUUCAUCUGUAUCUUCCUUCGUCGUACAUCCGGAUCCUCCUCAUCAUCUGGUACCAUUCUAUGGAGUCGGUGAACUUGCUUUGGGUGGCCACCAACUUGCACGUGGGUACCUCAAUGAUCCAGUCAAGACCCAGAGUCGGUUCGUGUGGUCGAGUGAUCUCCAGCAGCGCAUCUACUUGACAGGAGACAUAGUUCGAAUGGUGGAUCAUGGCAUCGAGUUCCUCGGACGCAACGACGACCUGGUCAAGCUCAAUGGUAUUCGCGUGGAGCUCAGCGAGAUCAGUGCCACGUUGUCACAAACUCACCCGGACAUCGAGCACAUUGAGACGCUGCUGUUGACACACCCCGACAGACCGGUCAAAGCGGUCGUAUCCUUCACUUCCUUGCGCAAUGAUGCUGCCGAUGCACCUCUUGUUGCGUUGGAUAAGCGCGCCUUUUCCGCCCGAGCAGAAAUACUGACCGCGGCUCACCAGCUCUUGCCUGACUACAUGGUACCCUCGUUCUUCAUCCCACUCAAUCGAAUGCCUCGGACAGCCUCAAACAAGGUUGAUCGGAAAGUGCUACAGAAUGAGUACGAAUCACUCGACCUGAGCCAAUUCGACACUUCGUCUUAUUUGCUGUCUACAGCGCCGAAGACUGGAGAUCGAGGUACCAAAGUCCGGACACCUAUUGAGGACAGGGUAGUCAUCAUGUUAUCGGAGCUGUCAGGCCUGGAUCCUUCUGCUAUCACCGAUGGAAUGAGCUUGGCUCGCCUGGGAAUUCAUUCCAUUUCUGCUAUCCGUCUGGCAUGGCGUCUGAAGAAAGAAGCAGACAUCGACGUUGCAAUGGUCACCCUCCUGACAUGCUCCACGAUCGGGCAACUUCUGAGCAAAGUUUCCGAAAGCACAGCGGACAACGCCCACGGUGGCGACAAUCAAGACCAAGCUGCUCAAUGGCUCGACAGCAUCGAGCGGCAGCUAUUCGAUGAGUUCGCUGUCCAAGUCCAAUCUCAAGCCUCUUUGACCGACCAAGUCAUCAACGCCAUUCGUCCCGUAACAACUAUGCAAGAAGGUCUCAUCAUAGAGACGUUGAGAAAUGAUCGAAGCUAUUGGAGUCAUCGAAUGUUCCGACUUCCUGAUGGUGUAGAUACUACUCGGUUGCGAGCGGCGUGGGAGCAAGUUGCCCAGGAUAACGAGAUUCUUCGUACCGGCUUCUUGAUUGCUGCUGAGAUCGACCACAACGCACCGACCUUGCUCAAAAGUCAAGGCAUUCAGAGCGCGGUACUACAGGCCGUCACUUCUCCCGCCGUGGUUCGAUGGUCAGAGGUAGAGUGGGACCCUUCAUCGUACCCUCUGGCUACCAUAGGCGACGAGCUGGCUCGGAGAGCGCGCAAUGAGGCCAGCCCGAUCGCGUCCUCCAAGCUUGUCUCUCCGUGGUCAAUCUCCAUCUUGAGGAACUCCGCGACUCGUGAAGCCGCUUUGAUGAUGCAUAUCCACCAUGCACUGCACGAUGCACAGUCUAUGGACGCCAUUUUUGACGACGUGUUCAACCAUUAUUACCAGCACAGCAGCAGGGUUCCCAGCAGGACCCAAUUCAGUGAUGCCAUCAGGCGAGGCAUAUACUUGAGUCCGGUGCAGACGCAAAAUGCGCAGCAGCAUGUCAGUGAGUUGUAUAGCGGACUGGUUAAGCAGUUCGGACCCGUCACUACAACCAAAUGGCCCGAUAUGACUGGCUCGCGGCAGUUGCAGGAACGCCGAAUCUUGCGCACUACCGUCAUGAUAGGACCAACGAAUGCCAGUGAGACUUGGAAAAGACUCCAAGCUGCAAAGGCAAAGUACGCACUGGGCGCGCCCACACGAAUUGUGUCGGCAGCUUUUGGCUGCGUUGUUGCUGAAUAUCUGGAGAGCAAGUAUAUCGUGCUCGGGGAAACCGUGAGUCAAAGGCUACAUCAUGCUACGCUGCAGUCGGUCUUGGGGCCUCUAGUGGCCACAGUCCCUACCGCAGUACGCAUCGACCUUUCGGCGUCCGAGACGUUGUCGAAUGCCACUUCAACGACAACUGUGGCGGGCGGAGCAUUACACCACGUGCAUCCUGCUACACUGCGCAAUACACUAGGCAUCACCAGCGACCAGCCACUUUAUCCCGCUCUGAUUGUCUUUCACCCCCAUGUUGACGAGGAGUUCGACGAAAAGCAAAGUUCUGCAUUCUGGGACGAGAUGGACGACAUCGUUGGCCUCUGCGUAGAGCAUCCCCUCGCUCUGAACAUCUUCGAAGAGGAAGCUGGUCUUCGCGUGGAACUGAGUGGCGAUAACCAAGCUAUGUCGCAACACCAGUUAGACAUGCUGAUCGCCCAAGUGAUGUCUCAGCUGGAGCUGAUGCUGGCACAACCUGAUGUUCCACUGGAAGAGCUCAACAACGUUCUGCCCCCGUCGCUGCUUUCUGUGACGCCUGCGACAAAGGUUUCGAUGCGUCAUCUCGACGAGCUCGUUCAAAAAGAGGACUGGGCGAAUAUAGCAGUGCCAACCAUCAACCCCGUGGCUUGGGUCGAGUACCAUGCUCGUCAUCAUCCAGAGUGGAUUGCCGCUGAGGAAAUUCUCGAUGUUGAUGAGCCUGAGCAGACUCGUAGAUGGACAUACUCGCAGUUGCUAAGCGCCACUUCCCGAGUACUUGCAACACUUCAAAAGCGUGGCAUUGCCAGAGGCUCGGUGGUAUCCAUUCACCUGGGCCGCACAUUGGAGUCGUUUGCCGCGAUUCUUGCACUGUUUCGCGGCGGUUACAUAUACCUCCCUCUUGACGAGGAGUUGCCUGCAGAACGUACACGCUUGCUGACAGUCGAUGCUGGCGCAAGGGCUUUCAUCACAACACAAGAUUUGUUGAACGAGCUGAUGGAUGAAAAGCAAAUGUCCUGGCGUGGGAACAUCGAUCUGGUGAUGUUGGAGGACAUUUCCCACAUUGUCGAUGCCACGCCAAGCCUGCCUGAAUACACUUCAGCGAGCCAUUCUACUGACGAUGGCUAUAUUCUCUUCACAUCAGGCUCCACAGGCAAGCCAAAAGGCGUGCGAGUCACCAACUCCAAUCUUUGCAACUUCAUUGAAUGUCUUGCCCGUCAAAUCUUGGACAAUUCACCAGAGACGAAGCAUCUCGGUGGCGUCGGAAAGUACCUGAACCUGGCAAGUCGCGCCUUUGACCCCCAUUUGACGCACAUGUUCAUGGCCUGGCGUCUCGGUCUGGCAGCAACCAUCGGGCCACGCAUGAUGAUGCUGGGGAAUCUGGAGAGCGUGAUUGUUCAGAAUUCCAUUACACAUUUCGGCACAGUGCCAAGUGUCCUGCAGCAAGCACGAUUGAGCCCGGAGCGUGUGCCUUCUGUCGUGUUCGUGACCGUAGGCGGGGAGAAGGUCUCCAACGAUGUCCUUGCUAUGUGGACAGAAGGCGACGAGUCUGAGAGGCCGCGACCUCUGAUGAUGAAUGUCUACGGUCCCACCGAAUGCACGAUUGGCUGCGUUAGCAAUAUCGUCACCCGGAGCUCCAAUGCGCGAAAUAUAGGCCAAGUGUUUGAUUGUGCAACGGCGAUUGUUCUUGCUACCCAGACCUCUGGAGCAGAGGGUGAGCCAAUCAUCGCUAAACGAGGUCAGACCGGCGAGCUUUGCAUUGCUGGCGAUCUAGUAUCACUAGGCUAUAUGGAUCGGCCAGAGGCUCAGGCCAAGGCAUUCGCUACCAUGGACUUGCUUCCCGCCGCCGCCGAGGACGGCUCUAGGCAAACGAUGCGGUACUACAGAACAGGAGACUUGGUCAGAAUGAUGUCCGACGGCUGUAUUGAGUACCUGGGGCGAUCGGAUCAGCAGGCCAAGGUCAAUGGACAACGUCUGGAGCUCGGCGAGGUUGAACACUUCUUGCGUCGCACAGCCAAAGAGCUGCAUCUCGAUGUGGAAUUUGCUGCUGCGGUCAUUCAGCAUCCUGACUUGCCACGACCACGGCUGUAUGCGUUCAUUGCAAGUCUCAGCACGGAAGAUCCUGCAGCAUCUGAACAGAACCUGGGUGCUGUUGCUUCAGAUCCAGAAAUAUUGGCACAACUCUCCGACGCUUGCUCCAAGUCACUGCCGGCGUUCAUGGUGCCCGACUUGGUCUGGAUCAAUCGGAUUCCAUUCAUGAAAGCGUCAGGCAAGGUUGACGCCAAGCAAUUGAAUGCACUGGUGAGAAGUCUACCUCUGUCCAAGUUACAUCAGGAUCACGACGACUCUGGCCAGCAGGAGGCGUCCCAAGCACUGACCGAGGACGAAGAAAUUGUAGUCAAAGCGAUCGAAGGGAUCGUGGGAAGCUCCAUUGGUCGACCAGAGGCAAAUCGAAGCAUCUUCGAGCUCGGUGUCGACAGCUUGUCCGCGGUACAUCUAUCAGCGAGGCUCAAGCAGCUCGGUCUACAGACCCCCGCUGCCCACAACGACCUCGCCACUGCUAUACGUCAAGCUGAAGAGCGACUUGAUCUCUUCGAUCGGGCGCACCGCCAUAACUUAGUCGGCGAUGCUGACCAUUCAGUGGAUCAUGUACUUCCCACGAUGCCACUACAGAGUGCUCUACUAGCGCGCUCAAUGGCGCAAAUUGAGGAUGAUGAGGAUGCUUCUAAUGGCGUGUUGUAUGUCUCGCACUUCCGUUACUCACUCGCACACUCUACAGAUCUUCAACGCUUUAUUGGAGCUGUUGAGCGUGUUCUCCAAGAAGAAAAGAUGCUACGAACCUGCUUCCGUCAGACCACUACGGGAGCGAUUGCGCAGGUUGUCCUCUCGCAAAGCCCUGUGAGCGAUUUGGUCAUUCCGGUUCAAAGCUCGUGGGAGUCGUGGCUGGCCUCGCACUCCCCGAACACCAUUGCUCAUGCGCUCGUGAGAGAUGUCGCACGUCUACCGCCUGUCCGAGUACACAUCUUCGAGGGACAGUCCGGGGAAGUUCUGCUUUCCAUGCAUCAUUCGCUCUUUGAUGGCGAUGCGAUCAAGCAGAUACGCUUGCGCAUUCAGGAACUGUAUAACGGGGAGGUCUGCCAGGAGACAAGCGCGGCGGGAUUGGUGCAGCUUGUCACGCAAUUCGAAGCCACCGAUUUGCAAGCUUCCCAGGCUUUCUGGGAGAGAAACCUUCUCCACGCCGAGCCUUGCCUCGUUGUGGACGAUGAUAUCGCUUCGUCAAGCAAAGAAACGGACUCGACUUGUCGCUCAACAAAACGUCUCUUAUUGCCUUUGGCUCAGCUUCGUUCAGCAGCUCAGGCCAAUAACACAUCACUCAAUGCGAUUUUCCAGACGACAUUUGCAUUGCUCCUUUCUGAGCUGCAUCCGUUGCGGUCAGAAGUGGUCUUCGGCUGUGUGCUCUCCCUCCGUCCAUUACUGUCUUCUGAUAUCCACGGCACCGCCCAACUGAUUGCGCCUCUGCUGAACACACUGCCGCAGCGCGUUCAACUUUCGCUUGCCGCGCAGAACGGUGGUCCAUUGCGACAUCUGGGUCAAGCUGUCCGGGAAAACCUUUCAGAGACCAUGCAGCACGCAUUCGUCCCUCUCGACCGCAUCUUGAAAUGGUGUCAGCUAGAUCAAGCACUCUUUGAUGCCAUCAUAAGCGUGAACUUCCACACAAAUCAACAUGAUAGCGAGUCAGGCACAGGUCCUGGUGCUCAACCAGGCUCCAUGAUCCUGAUGGACACCCUGAGUGUUGCCAACAUCCCCUUUGCGGCCGACGUUAACGUUCACGAUGACCCUCUCGGUAACAGCUACGUCGAGAUCGAGCUUUCUUCAAGCGCGGCACAAUUCGAUGUUGAUAGACUGUCUGGGCUCGCCAAGCGCUUUGACGAGCUUUGCACCACCUUGGUUGAGAGCCCACAAAUGCCCUUGACCAGCCUUCUGCCUUCACUUCCCACGACUGUUGGGCCUGCGGCUCUUUCCGAUAGCAGAGACCACGAAAUGCAUGAUUCGAGCCCCUGGUCCGCAGAAGAGGAGCUAGUCCGUGACGUGAUAUGCGAACUGUUGAACAUUCCAGCAGAAAGCCUUGGCAAGCAGCAGUCCUUCUACCGCCUCGGUAUGGACUCAAUACUGGUCCUGCGCAUGGUGAAGCUCCUCCGAGAAAGGACUGGAGUGAAGCUGAGCCCGCUAGCGGUCCUCCGAGCACGCUGUGCCGCGUCGGUGGCGCAACUCAUCAGUGCUGCCGAGAUAGCACAAUCCAGUGAUUCGGCGUUGAAGCAGCAGCAGGAGUUGGACGACUAUACCCGCACUCUCCAAACUCUCUCGGGUACUGUGGCUGGAGACUUUGGGGUCGAGAGCACAUUCUUCGCUACACCUAUACAACAAGGAAUGCUCAGCGCAGGGCUCUCAAGUACGGACUCCACUAAUCAUCUUGUAUCACCGUACAUAUAUCGGCAUACCUUCGAAGUGGAUAAUCGCUCUACCUUUGAUGUCGGAGCAUUUCAACAAGCAUGGAAACGCACUGUCGUGGAGACUGAGAUACUUCGCACUACCUUCCACUUCACGGACAACAAGAGCCAGCCCUGGCUGGGUGUGGUGCGGCGCCUUCAAGAUAACGAGGCUGGUGUUGUGCGAGUAUUCUCAUCCAGCCGCGAGGCAGCCUGUGCCCCUUUCGACAUCGAUGUCUCCACUUGUCUUGCGCAUUGUGCACUGGUGAUGCCACCGUCGAUGUCCGAGCCCAUCAUGGUGGUGUUCACGAUGCAUCAUGCAAUCUACGAUGGAGCUUCGCUACCUUUGCUUUGGAGGACGUUCAUUGACAUCUAUCGCGCUGUCUCAGAGGGGCGGACCUUCGCGACGCUGCCGCAGAUUUCGUUCUCCUCUGUGGCGAGACAGGUUGCUGUGCAGCAAUCAUCUGCAGUCAAGUACUGGGUCAAGAACCUGAAUGGCUACACUUAUGAACCGCUGGGGCCAAGGAUCGUGGACGACAGAGAACAAGAGGCCAGCAACAAGAUCAAUAGGUUCCGCUCUUUUGCUCAUAUACCUCUUGAACAGUACGAGAACGUCAAGCGCCGCUGUCAGGAGCUUGGCGUCACUGUGCAAAGUGCACUUGUGCUCGCAUGGAGCAAAGUUCUGGCUCACGACAUUCUCGGACAGUCAGACGUUGCUUUUGGCCAGGUACUCAAUGGCCAAUUCCUCGCACUGGGUGGCGAGGAAGCAGACCACCAACAGGUCACAGGCGACUAUGUCAUUGGACCAACGUUCAACACUGUUGCAAUGCGCGUGGCUCUUGACCCAGCUCUGUCAAAUCGCCAGGCUCUCGAAAAGAUCCAGAAACUGUCCGAGGAAGCGCAACAUCAUCAGGUGGCCUCUCUACGAACAGUACAAAACGAAUGGCGUUCUUCGACCUCGGCUGGACACGCUUCCAAUCUAUUCGAGUCCCUUUUCCUAUUCAAUGGUGAAAAUACGAGCCUUGGUAGUCAACCAGCGUCGCAGCAACCAUUCUGGAAGCCUUCGAAGCUGAAAGGGGAGGGUGACGAAGAUGGAUUUGCUGAAUAUCCUGUGGUGUGCAAUUUGUCCAUUUCACAGGCUGGCCUGCAUGUGCAAGUCAGUGCCGCAUCUGACAGAUUUGACAAUGCCGCUGCAGGGCGGCUGUCAGCGAGCUUCAUCAAAGCACUGAUACAACAAAUGAAAGACGUCGAUAUGCCCAGUAUUGCCUCGGGAAUGGCGCUCCAAAAGGCAGGCUCGACUGGUACAACGGAAAGGCUCGACAGCAAUGAUGGUCUCACCCCAGAAGACCAGGCACUAUACCAAACCGUGCUCGAUGCUGUCCACGAUGUACUUCGGAUCGCAGAAGACAAAGGAAGCAGCCCAGGCGUGGAUGCACACACCAACCUCUUCCGAGUCGGACUUGAUUCGAUUCUUGCGAUCCGCCUAUCUUCCAAACUACGGCGUACAGACGUGGCUCUCACUGUCAACGAAAUCAUGCAGGGCAAGACGGUGGCAGCCAUGGUAGCUCACAAGUGCCAAACAGCCGCCAAAAAGGACAAGCAAAGUGCACUGAUUGGUCAGGCACAGGACUUCGCCUCGCCUUUGAGUAGAGACCAACAAUUAGCAGUUACGGCCGAGCUGGGCUGGGCACCAGACGAAGUCGAGAGUGUGCUCCCUUGCCUUGCUGGCCAAGAGCACCAUCUCGAAUACUGGAUGUUUGCUGGUCGCCGGUUCUUCGAAGCGCCAUGGAUAUAUAAGCUCAGACUGCCCGUAUCCGUAUCAGACGUGCAAAGGGCAUGGGAUGCGCUCAGGAGACGCCACGCUAUCCUUCGUAGCACUUUUGUUGCACACGAGGUCCAUGAGAAAAGUCAACCGAGCGUCGUGCAAGUGACGAGAACUGCCCACUAUGUUGACGGGGCUCGCGAUGGAACGUUUACGGUCCUUUAUCACAGCGGAUCAGCUACUCUGGAUGACAUGAUAGAGCAGCAUCUGUUGGAGACGAACGACAAGUCUAGCGAUCUGAGAUCGCCACCAGUGCAGAUGACACUCGUUCAAACAUGCUCCGGCGAGGCUGCUAUCAUCAUGCGGUUCCAUCACGCCAUGUACGACGCUUGGAGUAUCCGCAUGCUCUUACGUGAACUCGAUCAACUGGUCCAAAGUGAUGGACCUCUUCACAAGCCUGUGCAGUUUGCCGGUGCGGUAAAAGACAUCUUCGGGCAACGAAAUCUUCACAACGAGCACGUGUCUUGGUCGCAAGCACUCGGAAGUGCUCAGACGUCCAUUUUAUCGCCCUCCGAAAAGGCAGACAAUGCACACACUGGACCACUGGGCCCUCAACACCUCGUUCGACUCCCGUCAGUGGUUUCCGCUGCGACACUUCGCAGUCUCGAGACUCUCUCCCAGACCAAGGCCAACUCUUCAUUGAGUCCCGCAAUCUUGUUCGCAUUCGCCCAGGCUGUCGCGGAAAAUCUGGACGCGCCAUGUUCAUCACCCACGUUUGGAUUCUACCAUGCUUCGCGCUCCCUCGGAUCGCUCGAUCUGACACAAGUGGUCAUGCCCACGCUGACCCUGACGCCUCUCUCUGUCCAAGUCGGUUCUAUGGAAGAUUCCAAUAACGACUCUGCUGCUGCUGCUACAGCUGUGAUGGAUGCUAUACAAGGCGUGCAAAACUACCUCAGCCAAUUAAGCCAACAUGGUCAAGCAUCCAUGCAUGACAUUCUGAAACAUAUCAACAGACCUGAUGAGGAAGGGCCCCUGUUCAACUCUUACAUCAACCUCCUCUAUCGCGACAGCAGCAGCAGCAGCAGCGAAGAAGAAGAAAAAGCAACAGUAACAGCACCCCUGACCGUCCUCGAAAAAUUCAAACCUUCACGCAACACCUACUUUACCGAAUCGCAGCCCACAGAAAUGGGGGAGGAGACAUUGCCCCAUCUACAAGGUCUGAACACUGCACAUAUUGCUCCUUUGCGAAUCUUUGUGGAUGUGGUGAUUGAUCGAUCUGGUGAGGGGGUUUCCUUGGGGAUUCGAUGUGAUUGUGGGUUAUAUGAUGUGGAGUCUGUACGGCGAUUUGCGCAGAGCUUUGUCGAGGGGAUUUUGAGGCUGGAGAGAAUGUUGUUGGCACUACCGUAGGCUCUGAUGCGGGGGUGGUGGUGGGACGAAGGGGAUGGGUGUGUGUGUGUGUGAGUGAGAAGCAAUGGAAGAUGCAGAAGGGUAUGAAAGAUAUAUACACAGAGUAAAGGAAG
Sphaerulina musiva SO2202 is the source of this 10249-nucleotide messenger RNA. RefSeq lists its product as uncharacterized. Gene Ontology annotation, biological process: amino acid activation for nonribosomal peptide biosynthetic process; secondary metabolite biosynthetic process. Gene Ontology annotation, molecular function: phosphopantetheine binding; catalytic activity. The annotation marks the transcript as partial. The transcript has 3 exons. Lineage: Eukaryota; Fungi; Ascomycota; Dothideomycetes; Mycosphaerellales; Mycosphaerellaceae. The record is from RefSeq and is a predicted model, not a curated record. Gene Ontology annotation, cellular component: cytoplasm.